Molecule: messenger RNA, 2435 nt
Organism: Mytilus trossulus (common blue mussel)
Lineage: Eukaryota; Metazoa; Mollusca; Bivalvia; Mytilida; Mytilidae
Exons: 16
Coding region: 78-2435 (785 amino acids)
Source: RefSeq, a predicted model, not a curated record
AAAAUAAGUUACAUGUAUUUUACAAAAUUUGGACGUUUAUCAGGAAUUUAUACAAAAGACAAUUUAGUGUUUAAGAUAUGGAUGUUAUCACUUGGUUGAAUGACAGUGAAAAGAGUGGUAAAAUGGUAGUAGAAGGGGGUAGUGUAGAAUGGAGUGAUGAUGAUGCUGUCAAGUCUGGGUCAAAUACAGAAGGUGAUGUAGCCGAUGACCAACCACCAGAAAGAAAAGGACAUAAGAAAAACUUUAAAACCCCCAUAACUACACUGAACAUGAAAUCUGAUCCUAUAUCAACAAUACUCGAUAAAAUAGAUGCAGAAAUAUCAUCUUUAUCUAGGUCACAGUCGAGUGCAGGCACAGCUAGUACUGUUAUACAUCGACCUUCGAGUAGGUCAAGGUCACCUCACAGACCAGAUGAUGAACUAACCAGAAGUCAAUUAGAGAGACCAGGACCAAUGAGAGCUACACACAAAUAUAAUGAUAGUUACUCAGGAUCAUCAAGAGGAAGAGAAAGUCCUUUGGUGAAUGGGGAUUCCAGAAUUAAUGGUGAUAUUAGAGUCAAUGGUGAUACCAGACACAAUGGUGAUAACAGACACAAUGGUGAUAUCAGACACAAUGGUGAUACCAGAAUGAAUGGUGAUAUUAGAGCCAAUGGUGUGGCAGAUAUAUAUAGUGAUAUGACAAAUGAUACUGAAGAUACACAAAGGAGAAAAGGACAAAGUGAUUUAGAUUCUGUUUCUGCUCACGAUGUGGAUGAGAAAUUCAAACAAAUUUUACGCAAGAGAACAGGUUAUCAAGACAAACCAUCAGCCCCAAGUGAUACAGACACCGUUAGAACAGAAGAUUUCAACAGAAAAUUCCAAGAUUCAUUAGUGUAUAGUUCAGACGAAACUGUGGAGUACAAAUCAGACGCUGAUGAGAGCUCCUCCGAAUCAGAAAAAUCUACCAAAGGCGAGGAGUCGCUACAAUGGGAUUAUUUUGACACCGUCCCAAAGUCUGCUUCAGGAUUCAAAGAGGAUGAUUCCGUAUCAAAUGACAGCAGGACUAGAACUCCACAACAGAAUGGGGACGAUAGAGAGGCUAAAAGUUUAAUUGAUCGAUUACGUCCAAAAAGUCCAGAGUCUGUUAUAGAAGCUAAUGUAAAAUCUAUUUUAUCCAAAAAGCGUGAAAAUGGCACUGUACUUCCUAACCAAUCACAGCGUUCUGUUUUCAUUCAAGACCUUUAUUCUAAAGCCUAUAAAACUGUUUAUUCUAUCCUUACAGGGUCUAAGUCUUCACCACCUGUGUAUAACAAACAAAAACCUACUAACAAUCACCUCUCAUCACCUUACAAUUCACUGCGUAAACCAAUCUAUGUCAGCGAUGCUGAGUCCGUCAGGACAGAAGACUUUGAGUUCCGCUUCAAAGAUUUGAUCGUGAAUCAGAUGGACAGUGAGACAGAUGUCACAGAUAAUGACCCUUUACAUGCCAAGGUCAAGGAGAUUCUACAGGUCACACUGCCUUCAAUGAUCCUACAAGGGCAUAUCUCUAUAAUGGAUCGUAAGAAUGAACGAGAGAGAAGCCAGUCAGAGACUGAUGUACGUCUGAGAGACAGAAGAACAGAAAUGAUGAAUGGUGAUGCCCAAUCCUCUCCAAGGGACCAGAACAACAGAUCUUCCAGUUCCACAAGAAACAGCAGUAGACGGGACAGCUUAGAUGACGAAAGACGAGAGAUACAGAGGGAAUCAGAGAGAAUACAGAGAGAAAUAGAAAUGGAGAGAAGGGGACAGUCAUUCUCACCAAGACUUACAAAGUCUCCUACAAGAGGCAUGCUUAGUAUUACUGGGGAGCUACCUAAGUCGACUUCCUACAAUGAUUUAUCUGGCAAUGAUGGUAGGAAUUCACCUAGGCUUGACCACAGCAGUUCCAAUCCAUCACGGACUAGUUCAUUAUUAGAGAGGGCGAGAACUGGACUGUUUCAAGACAGAUUUAGCCCCUCUAAUGAUGCUUCCAGUCCAGAAAGCCUUGGAAGGUCAAGGUCCAGUUCAUCACCUGAGAGGCCAAAUUCAUGUGUGAACUUGACCAAUCCUGAAAGGAACAGUUCAUUACGGGAUAAAUUUUCAACUUCUACGCCAAAUAGGGCCAGUUCAACAUCAAAUAGUCCUCUUCGUGAUAAAAUAAACACCAGAACUGGAAUUGAAUUAGACUGGUCCAGUCCUAUGCAUUCUAAUCUCAGUAGUCCAAGAUAUACCUCAAGUCAAAAUGAUCUGAAUAGUCCUAGAAAUGGAGAGGAUAAACUUUCUGUUUCGUUUCAAGACUUGCCAAAUUCUCCCAACGUAUCGCCAUCUAAAUACUCAGACACACAUAAGUCAACAUCAUAUAUAGACAACUUAGCCACAGAACCCAGAAGAACUACAACAAAUUACAGAUCUAACAGUCUAGAUAGAGUAAGUGUCUAG